GCGUCAGCUCGGGCGGCUCCCUGGCCAGCGCGGUUCGCAUCGCGGCGGAGGCGGGGAGGCUUCCUGGACCGAGCAGCGCCUCGCGGACGGGACCAUGUGGGCGCUGGGCGCCUGGGUGCUGCUGGGCGCCGUGUGCGCGGGUUCUGCCCAGUUGCAGUUCAAUGUAAUCAAGUCUGUUGAACAAACCAUUUGUAAUCAAACAGUCAUCCUGCCUUGCAUAGUGACUAAUUUAGCACAGAAGAAUACUAAAGUCAUGUUUGUUAAAUGGAAACUAGAAAAAAAAGAAUUUUUCAGUUUUUCCGGAGAAACAGAAACGAGCCACACAAAUGAGAGUUUUUCAUCUGCUAAAUUAGAAUCUCUACAAAAUUUGAAGUUGGGCGUUGCCUCAUUGACAAUCUCAAAAACGCAAGCAGUUCCAGGAAACUACAGUUGUGAAGUGACAGAAUCGAAUAGGGAAGGAGAAACUGUAAUUGAACUUGUAUACCGUAUAGUGUCAUGGUUUACACCAAUAGAAAAUAGUCUCAUCAUACUCUUCAUGGUCUUGGCUAUUUUGUUUUAUUGGAUUCAGUUAGCCAUUACUGUAUCAAAAUUUGAAACAACACUUCUGAAGAUCAGCUUAUUUAUUGCAGGAGUUGUCAUCUCAGUUUUUGCUGUAGUUGGUUUUAGUCUUUUAAUUUCAGAUGAGUUUAAGCCAGAGAAUCAAAUUGGACUUGGCUUAAUUGUACUCCCUGCUGUGAUAUUAGUGCCGUCUCAGUACUUUCUGCUUCAGAAAGUUUGUGAAAAUAAUCUGUUGUUUGCAAUUGGUGUGGUAGUUCUGGAAUCACUUGGUUAUUUGAUUGCUGUCAUCGGAUUUGGUCUGUGCGUUACAGCAUGCCGUCCGAUAAAUGGUGCUGUCGUUAUUGCUGGCUUAGCCAUUAUGGCUCUUACACCAGUUGUUGGCCUAAUUCAUGCAAUUCUUACGCGUUCCAGCAAGAAAGAUCAAGCUUCAACGAAAGCUGUAGAAGAACCACUUAAUGAUGCAAAAGGAGUGAUGUUAGAAUGAUGCAUAACUAACUGGCGAGAGUGACAGAAUCUACUACAGAGGUGGUGAUAUGUGAAAAGAAAUACAUUUGUUUAUACACCGUGGCCUUUGAUGAUGCACUAGUCAAAGAGAAAAAAUCAGGAAGCUGGCUGUUUUGCAUGUUUGGAAAAAAAAAUGCUAAAAUGAUUUACAUGUAAUUUUAUAGUCACAGCAGCGAUAGUUCCAUUCAAGAAAGAGAGUUGGUUUUUCCCCCUGGAGUCUGUGUUAAAACUUGGCCAGGUCAGUGACCAAAUGAUACUAGCACUGUGCUACUGGAACAGACCUUUGUGAUAAUUUAAACAAAUUGGUAUUGCAUGUUUCUCUCACCCUCUCUCCCCUCAAAUAUUAAAAAAAAAAAAUCCAAUGUCGCUACUAUGAAGUUAAAUAUGCUAAAGCUUGUAAUUACAUUUAGAUUAAUGGGGUUUUGUGUGUGCACGGGCAAGAUAUGUUCAUGCUUAUAUGGUAUGAAUAGAAAGUGUUUGUUUGUACAAAUGUUACUCUUUCCACUUUCAAUGUAUAUAUUAUAGAAAACAGUGGCACUUACCACACUGAAAAAAACUGCAUAAACAAAGCCUUGCCUUUUUUAAUGAUUACCCAAGUUCCCCCUACUCCCGCAUUCUAUUAUAGUCUCCUUGUGUAUAUAGUAGUUGUGUGGUGUGCUUCCAUUACUGAUAUUUUAGUCUGAUGUUUUUUGUGCCUCUUGUUGUAGUCUUGAUUAAAUAUUACUCAACCCAAGUCAAAUUCAGCACUGCGGUUGUUGGGCACAAUACCCAUUGAUUUCAUUGUUAAAGGUACCCUUAAUGUUCAUAUGAUAUAGUCUGUAGUACUGAAACCAGUCAAGGGUUUCUUCUUUGCAGGCUGACGUUUAAGAACCUCUUGAUGCUGUCAGAAAAUGGAGAAUAAUCAAAGUUAGCAGCAAAUCUGCAUUUUAAAUCUGCCUCCUUAUUACCAAGAAUAUAUGCAUAAAAAUGAGCUAUGUUAGUUCAUGGGAUCCUGCUACUGACUUUGUGAUAUUGUCAUUAUAUCAUAAACAGAAGACUCUUUCAAACAGGGAAUAAGUAAAUUCAGCUUCUGAGCGUACAAGUUUUACAUAUAAAAAUUUAUUAAAAUCUAUUUAGAAUCAUUUCUUCAUGUCUUGUGUAGUCUGUGAGGCCUUGCUAACAGCUAUACUUUGAGGGUUCACCCACUGUAACUAGUAAGAAAGCAGUGUUCUCCUUUAACGCAUUUUUGUGACUAUAGAGAGCCAGGGCCAUAUUCCAGUUUGAUAUAGAGACCAUGGAAUUAACUUGAGGGGUAGGAGGGAAGACAGACGAAUCCUACAGCCUACACUCACGUGCAUAGGCCCCAUGUGAGGACUGUAGGAUUGAGCACCUCAGCUAACCCACUACACCCUUACAGAAGUCAAUGGGAUAUUCAUAUGUGUAAAUGUUAGGGAGUAUAAGUUUGUAUUUGCUUUGUAAGGAUCUAAUCCAUAUUGCUUUAAUUUUUUAAAGGUGUAUGGUUUGGGAAUGUGAUAUAGCAUCAGGGUAUUCAUAGAGAGUUGAAAUCCAUAUAUAUUAGUCCUUUGGUUAAGCCUCCCCCAUUAAUCAAAAUAGUCCAGGUAAGAUGUGGGAGACAGUAUGGAUCAUUAAUAAGAGGCAAUCCAGGGACUUCCCUAACAUUUAUGCAUGGGACUCCUCAUCUACACCACUCUAGUUACUGAUAUCCUCUAGUAGUUUAUAGCAGCUCCACGAAGUAGCAGGCUUUGAAAUUCUGUUUUGCCUUACUCUUAAUAUAACUUUAUAAUCAACUGUAAGCAAACUGGAAUUUAGCAGCCGCUAUUGUGGUGAAGUCAAAUUCCUUUAAUAAAAUAUUACCAAACAAAUUCAGUACCCAGUACUUGUCUAUUAAUCAUACUGCUGUAUGCAAAGGCUCUGCUUUGGAUUACUCUUGGGCACCAGUUAAAAGUGGGUUAGUUAAUUUCUUAAAGUCACUUCACACUACUUUCCCUCCAGUAAAAACCAAAGGGAGGGAGGGGUGUGUGUGUGU
Messenger RNA from Gopherus flavomarginatus (Mexican gopher tortoise), 3088 nucleotides. It is a transcript of the gene CD47, whose product is annotated as CD47 molecule. The transcript is spliced from 11 exons. Gene Ontology annotation, cellular component: extracellular exosome; plasma membrane. Gene Ontology annotation, molecular function: thrombospondin receptor activity. The record is from RefSeq and is a predicted model, not a curated record. Bases 95 to 1042 code for a protein of 315 amino acids. Gene Ontology annotation, biological process: positive regulation of cell-cell adhesion; positive regulation of phagocytosis; positive regulation of inflammatory response. Lineage: Eukaryota; Metazoa; Chordata; Testudines; Testudinidae.